Nicotiana tabacum (common tobacco) is the source of this 1359-nucleotide messenger RNA. Its product is annotated as putative methyltransferase At1g29790. Lineage: Eukaryota; Viridiplantae; Streptophyta; Magnoliopsida; Solanales; Solanaceae. Gene Ontology annotation, molecular function: methyltransferase activity. The record is from RefSeq and is a predicted model, not a curated record.
AUGGGAAGUGCAGAUGAUGACCAUUUGCCUAAAAAGCAAACACAUAAGAGUAUUAAUGAUCAAACCAAGUACAAGCUCAAAUUACUAGUCCUCAUUAUCCUAACCAAUCUUCUUACUAUUUACAUCUUCACUAGCCCUUCUCUCAACUUGCAUCCCAUUUCCAAGUACACAACUAAUUCUCUUUUCCCUGCAUUUGAUUCUACUUCCCUCUUGCAAGAGCUCAAUGCCACUAAGAAAGAACUCGAAACGAGUCGAUCCCAAAUCAUAGUUUUGCAUCAGCAGCUCAAGUCUACUAACCAACUUGUCACUGAACUUCUAGCUCAACUUAACCUCCUUAACCAGUCCAUAAACAGGACCACGGAUUCCAGCUUGCUAAACUUCAAUGAUCUUCUUGAUGAUUUGUCAAAUGAAGCUAAGCUUGGUUUAGGCCCUCACAAGCUUCCACUCGGGCUCUCGCCAAGAUCAGGGACAGAUGAGGUUUAUCCCUCUGUUGGAGGAGGUUGUCUGAUGUAUAAAGAAGAUUUAGCACAGUACAUGACAUAUAAUGUUGGAAAGGAGUGUCCUGUUGAUGAUGUUUUCGCGCAAAGGCUAAUGCUCAAGGGCUGUGAGCCACUUCCAAUAAGGCGCUGCCAUCCUAAAGCGCCUUCUGGUUAUGUCGAACCAACUCCAUUGCCAAAAAGCCUGUGGUCUACACCACCAGAUACAAGUAUUAUUUGGGAUCCAUAUACUUGUAAAAACUACAGUUGUUUGAUAGAUAGAAGAAAGUUUCCAGGAUUCUAUGAUUGUAAAGACUGCUUUGACUUACAAUUUAGAGAGAAAACAAGGUGGCAGUUUGACAAUGGAGGUCUUGAUUUUGGAAUGGAUCAGGUUCUGUCAACAAGACGUCAGGGCACAAUCCGCAUUGGACUUGAUAUAGGAGGAGGCGUGGGCACGUUUGCUGCUAGGAUGAAGGAAAGGAAUGUAACCAUUGUCACCACUUCCAUGAAUUUGGAUGGUCCAUUCAACAACUUCAUUGCAUCCAGGGGCUUGAUAUCGAUGCACGUUGGUGUGUCCCAGAGGCUUCCUUUCUUCCAGAAUACUCUGGAUAUCGUGCACUCUAUGCAUAUUUUGAGCAACUGGAUCCCGGAUACCAUGCUUGAGUUAAUUAUGUAUGACAUAUACAGAGUUCUGAGACCAGGAGGACUGUUCUGGUUGGAUCACUUCUUCUGCCUGGGAACACAGUUGAAUGCAACUUAUGUUCCUAUGCUGGAGCGCGUUGGAUUCAAGAAACUGAGGUGGAAUGCUGGCAUGAAGCUUGAUCGAGGGAUCGAUAAAAAUGAGUGGUAUUUCUCUGCUUUGUUGGGGAAACCAAUGUCCUAA